This is a messenger RNA of Rhinichthys klamathensis goyatoka, 2479 nucleotides long. It is a transcript of the gene fancb, whose product is annotated as FA complementation group B. The record is from RefSeq and is a predicted model, not a curated record. The transcript is spliced from 9 exons. NCBI's taxonomy places the organism in Eukaryota, Metazoa, Chordata, Actinopteri, Cypriniformes, Leuciscidae. Gene Ontology annotation, cellular component: Fanconi anaemia nuclear complex. Gene Ontology annotation, biological process: positive regulation of double-strand break repair via homologous recombination; replication-born double-strand break repair via sister chromatid exchange; interstrand cross-link repair. The coding region runs from base 78 to 2471 and encodes 797 amino acids.
AACAUUAAUUCCAGAGUAAAACUGUGUGAAAGUCAUGCAGAGCUAAUCUUUGGAGUGGCGUUUGGACUGACGAGACGAUGGCGGCGGAGCGGCUCGUCUCCAUGCUCUCGUUCGCAGGGGAAGUGCUUGUGUUCCAGUGCUCAAAACCCCGAGAUCAUCGCAAAGGCUCAGAAGUUUCUUUCCUCCGUCUUUCCUUCGAUCAAACCCUGCAAACCUUCUCCGUUACAGAUCAUAGCGCACACCCGAUACACAGAGAAAGCUCUUCAGAGACGCUCAUCGUUCACUGCGCUUCUGCAUUCGAUGCGCAACUGAGACAAAAAGUGCCUUGUGUUUUACUGAGAAUAUGCAAGAAAAGGACAUCAGCUUUUAAAUACAUGCUUUACUCCAUCGGAGGAAAGCUUCAUGUUGAGUUCGCCUUACCGUACGAGAUUAGAGACCAUAUUUCUAUAUUGCAGGGUCCCACGUUGAUCUGGAGUCACGAAAGCUCAGUUUUCUGGGCGUCGUCGCAGAGCGGCGGCGUUAAAGAAGUCCCGAUUCCUUUUAAAUCGAUCAAGUUUAUUGGCGAACUUCCUCUUCAUAAAAGAAAACUAGUGAUUCAAGGCACUACGAAUGAUGUGAAAAACACACUGUAUUUCAUCGGCGGCGACGACGAACACUGUGACGCCGCAUGUUUGGUGCCGAACGCUUACGUCUCUGUGCUGCAGUGCAUGCUGGUCCUCUCCGCGGAGGAAGAUGGCGGAUCGAUCAAGUCACGUGUUCUGGCGGCCACGAGCACCAAACAACUGGUUCGCUUUGAGGACGGAUUCCCGCGCGAUGUGUGCGCUCUCCCGUACGAGCAUCCGCUGAGCGUUCGGGCGGUUCAUACGCCGAGGAACGAGCGUCUCGUCGUCGUGAGCUUCAGUCAGGGGAACGUCUGCGCCGUGUGGAACGACACUUUCCAGGUGGCGUGGUGUGUGACAGGAGUGUGUCUGCUGCUCGUCGACGACUUCAUGAGAGUCGGGUCGGAUCAGAUGCUGCUCGUGUUCGAGGACCAGGACUCUCCCGGAGAUCUGCUCAGAAACUUCAUGCUCACCGAUCUGUGCGGCGUCACGUAUUCUUGUGGACGCUCAGACGGGGCCGUCCUGAACACAUCCGACUCCGUGCCGGAGAACUUUCUUCUCACCGUUCAAGCGCUAGAGUCCAGACUGCAGAGCGGCAUGAACUUCCUUGAAGACCUUCAGAGAGACGUGGAGGUCAAAGACAGACUCAUACUACAGUCAUUAGUGGCCUUGACUGACCUGGUAUCCGGAAGAGAACAUGUGAUAUUCCCUCCAGAACAGGAAGGGCUUGUUUCUCUGUGGGAUGAUGAUGCUGGCGAUGAAGAACCUGAUGUCUUGGAUGAUGGGAUGGACACUGAAUGUGCUGAAGCUCUUCUGGAAGUGGACAGAGUUUGGCAGAGAGUCGUUGGACAGAGUUUGAUCGUCGGUGUCGUUCUGAAACCCACGAAUAACACGUCUGUAAUGAAUAUGAGCGUUUCAGUCGUGGAUUCUGGAGCCGCUCUCAUUAUAAACACUAAGAUCCUGCCGUUUCCGGAGUCAGAUGUGUGUGUUGCUCUCGGCCCGUUUGAGGCGAAGAACAUCAGACGCUCGGAUCGUCCCGCAUCAACACUUGCUCUGGUCGCCGUCACUGAUUUGGCUCCUUUAUUAACCUCAGGCUGCAUCAAAUGGCCCAUCAUGCUCCAUUACAGCACCAGAGAAUCAUCCGGGUGUUCUCGGGUUUCUCAGUUCUGCGGGAAAAUCUCAGUGGAUCUCAAAGAUAUUUCCAUGGGGAAGUUUCAUCCACGUCUGUUACAGGACAGCAAACUCAACACAGACGAGGCCAGAGAAGACCUGCUCAGUCUGACUGCGCUGUUGGACUCCUGGUUGUUCCUCAUCGAGUGUCCGGAUCACACGCUGGCGGAUGUGCAGGGGUUUCUUCACGAGUCUCUGUGUGUUUCGGUGCUGGACGUCGACCCGCGGGUCAUGGCUGACCCGACUGACCUCAGGCUCUUCCACUGGGACCAGAGAUCCCCGUUCCAGGCGCUGUUGAGCGUCCAGUGCAUGGACGACCUGCGUUUGCUGCAGUUCCUGCACUCGCUGUGUGACUUCCUGCCUGCGUCGCAUCAUAUCCUGUUUCUGGAGACCCGGAGGUCACGCGGACCCGGGCCGGAUCUGGGCCGGACUCUGGAGACGGAGAUCAACACUGCAAUACAGGACCUGUCGUUCGUGCUCCAGUGUGGAGAGAGAGGAAUGACGGGACGAGAGGAAUCAGACACCGAAUCCUCAGAGCCGCUCCAGAGACUGAGGGAGGCGUGGCUUAGGGAGCGUGGGCGGAGCCACACGAGGCUCCGCCCCCUGGUGGACGGCUCCGCCUACAGCAGACUCGUGGAGCGGAUGAUUGACAGGCAGCUGGACGCUGAUGAAGUCGCUCUGAUGGAAGCGGCUCGUCUGUAGGUAAAGGA